Messenger RNA from Brassica napus (rape), 1441 nucleotides. RefSeq lists its product as uncharacterized. The transcript has a single exon. Bases 157 to 1224 code for a protein of 355 amino acids. The record is from RefSeq and is a predicted model, not a curated record. NCBI's taxonomy places the organism in Eukaryota, Viridiplantae, Streptophyta, Magnoliopsida, Brassicales, Brassicaceae.
UUUUGUGGCUUUAGAAGAAAAAUAAAAUCUUAUUUUAUUAAUUCCUCUAAACAACUCCUUAUCACCAGGAAAAAUCCCUUGGCCUCUCUUUAUUCCGUUCUUUAACAUCCAUCCAACCCACAAUUAAUUCAAAAAUAUAAUGAUAAUUAUUAUUAUAUGAUAUAUUAUAUAAGGACCUUAUUUGAGAAAACUCAUUCAAGAUUUGGUGGAUCACUCAAGAACACAUCUUCAAAGAAAAAGAUUGCAAAAACUAGAAUGAAGAAGACAAUGGAAGAUUCAAGCAAGAUCAUGAGAAGAUCAAUCCACACUUUCCUCCAAAACUACCACCAUGCCACCACCGCAGCCGCCAUUGCCCUCCCUUUCUCUGCCACUCUCCUCAUCUCUCAAGCCUUCUUCUCCUCCUCUUCCUCUUCCUCAUUUCACUUGAGGUUAAACACACUCUUCCACGGAGCGGGUUUCACUUCUUCACUUGACUUCUUCAACAUGUUAAGCCUUAAACUCUCACAAACACUUUCUUCCUCUUUGCUCACUCUCCUUUUCUCCCUCACUUUCCUCCUCUUCUCCAAAGCUUACGUCAUCAAAGUCCUUUCAAACAACCACGACUCUUUUUAUUAUUACCUUCCUCUUCUCAGAACUUACGUUUGCAACUCUCUCUUCCUCCUCUCAGCAAACGCCUCUGCUUUUGCUCUGUGCUUCUUCAUAGCAUCCUUUGGAUUCUAUUCAAGAAGCUUCUACACUCUAUUCUCCUUAGCCUCAGCCAUUAUCUACUCAAUCAUCAUCGCAAACGCAAAUGUCAUCACCAACCUAGCCUUGGUUUCAUCAACAUCCUCUCCCUCCUCAGGAGGAUACACAACAACACUUCUCAAGGCGUGUCUUCUCAUUCGUGGAAGAGCUUCAACAGCAUUGGCACUUGCUCUGCCUACUAAUCUCGGCUUAGCAGGAGUGGAAGCCUUGUUUCAGUACAGAGUAGGGAGGUCUUAUUACAAAGAGGACAGAGGUAUCACCUCGAUAGCUGUAGAAGGAAUGUUAAUAGCUUACUUAUACGCUCUCUUCUUGGUUCUUGACACUAUAGUCAGCUUCCUCUUUUACCAAAGCUGCCUCAAGAACGAUGAGGAUCAGAAGAAAGGUAGAGAAGAUGAGUAUACGAUCAAGAUCAAAAUCUGUGGAACAGAUGACAUGAAGAUAUGCAUCAAAGGUCCAAAAUGUUUCCAAGAAAUCUUGUGAUUUCUUGUUUUGGUUUGAUGUAAAUUAUUGAUAAAGAACCAAGAAAGGAGGUGACAAACUUUUUAAAGAUUAAUGAUUUUUUAAAGGAUAAUUUCUCAAGUAGCUUUCACUUCAAUCAAUUACAUGAUCAGUAUAAUUCUCUUAUUGAUCUGAUUUUAAUUUAUUUUCUUAUAAUGUAAAGUCGUAUAUAUACAAACAAAACUAUAGUUAAUGUCAA